AUGUCCAAUCUACCUGCUGAUGCACUGAAUAGUAUGGCUACAUCCAGUAUCAACGCCGAAAAGACAGCUGAUGAUGCCAAAGAUGAGACUGAACCUGUCUCGGAUGCUUCAGCCUCUGAAAACAUUGAAACUGACCAAGGUUGCAGUGCUAUUACAGAAAGUAAAGAAACAAAGUCCGAAGAUAAGGAAAAAGAGACAGAAAACAACCAUGAAAACCAGGAGGGAAAAACUGAAUCAGAUCAGAAAAAAGAUGAAAACCUGAAACAAAGCAGUGAACUUACAUUGACACCUGAGAAGACCACAGAAGAUGAAAAUGUAAAUGAAGAACUCAAAGAACCUGGUCCCUGUUCAUCUGAUGUGACAAAAACUGAAAAGGACUCAAAUGAUCAAAACUCUAAGCAAAGCAUGUCAGCAGUUAUUAACAAAGGAACAAGUAAUGAACAGAUAGAUACAUCAAAACCACAAAAAGACGAUGUUGCAUCACCAACACAACAUGAUGUGACAUCUGUACAAAAAGAGAACACAUUAGAGGCAUUAUCAUUGGAAACAGAGGAAGGAACAUUGCAAACAAAAUUGGAAGUGACACCACAAAGUGAACAGGAAGUGACAUCACAAAUGGAAACAUCUAAAAUUUCAUCGCAGAAAGAGGGUACAGAAGGAGAAAUCACUGAAAAUUUGACAGAUGUGGAAGAGAAAACAUCAUCACCGCAGCAACUAGAAAACAUUGUAACUCAGGAAGGAACUUGUAAAGACAAGAAAAGAAGCAGUCCAAUAGAGGAAGUCAAUCAAGUAAUAGAAUCUGAAUCUGAAACAUUGUGUACAGAAGACAAAAACAAACCAACUAAAGAGGAAGUGAAAAAUGACAAAACAUCAGUUAUGGAGACUGAUGAAGAAACCGAAAAAACUUUGAAAAAACAAUCAGUAAACGAUGAAGAUGAUAAUGCUUGUGAAACACAAGCUUCUGAGGAAGAUAAUAUUCUAAAAGAUGAUGUAAAAACUCCAAAGCAAAGUAGAAUGCAAAGAGCUACUUCACCUAAAACACUGUCUGAUACUACAGGUCAAGAACAAACAAUGCCAGAUGUACAAAUAGAACCAUUGUCUUUAGUCACAAAGCCGACAAAUGACAUAAGUAACCUUUCAACACCAGAUGAAAAAACAGUGCCAGCACCGAGUCCUGAGGACGAAUGUGAAAGUGGCGACAGACUGUUGAUUGAGGAAAGCAAAGAUGAUCCUGAGCUGAAUAUAUCUGAUACUUCUAUAUUGGAAGAUUCAGUCAGCACUGAUUGUUCUAAUUUGUCCACUCCAGAUCGAUACAGUCGAGGCACUGGACUCUAUAGGUCGUACAAGUGUAAGGGAUGUAAGUACAACACUCCCAUCAAAACUAACCUACGUAGACAUGCUUCUAUUAACAUUGAAUACAAACCUUACCUGUGUAAUUUAUGUGGUGGCAAAUUCACAGAUAAAUCUACGCUCAAUUUUCAUAACAAGAAAAGACAUAGUGGAUUUGAAAACUUUGAGUUUACUCCAGAAGAUGAAAAGGACAAGGCUUUAGAUAAGUAUCUGGAUAUGUGUAUUGGUCUUGAAGGCAAGGUAAAGUCUUCAGAAGCAGCAUUACGGAACCCUUCUAAGUACAAAGACUGUACUCUUGUCACAUUUGACAUGUUCAAACAUUUCAAAAGUACAUCUUCAAAGAAAUUCAUAGAGAAGAAGGAACUGGAUUCUUCCAUAAAAGGUACAAAUGAGUCUUCUGAGUCAGAGAGGCAGACAGGGAAACGGAAAAAAGUUAUAAGAAUUCCCGAAACAAAAGAACAGGUGUAUGUAACUUAUCCUGAUGGCUCCACUGUUCGAGCUGCAGAUGAUACUUUUGGGAAUAGUCCUGCUGAGCCAAGAAGACGAGGACCAGGCAGAAAGAAAAAGAGUGAGCUGGAAUCCUUUCCUGUUGGUUCUAAUACUGAAAUUGCACCACAGAUAAGUACCAGUAGUAUUAAUGUAAAUCCACCAUUGAUAAGUCAAAGAAGCCCUACUCCUUUGGUAGCUCUCCCUCAUCCAGGGCCUGUAAUGUCUGCUCAAACAGCCACUCAGACGAGUAGUAUAAACCUUAUUCAGACUUUUGGGGGAAUAGCUAUCCCAGUACCAAUGCAAAUGCCAAUGCAGAUUCCCAUACAAGUACCUGCUCAAAUACGAACACAGAUACCAACGCAGAUGUCUGUACAUCAGCACACCAUGGAGCAACCAAAAAUUGAAUCUUCAAUCACACAUAGCAAACCUCCUGUCACAGAAGCAAACCCAACAAGACAACUUGUUGAAAAUGAAGACAAGAAAAAGAAAGGAAGAACAAAAACCAUCAGAGAAAUUUUGAAUUUAGACAAUGGUGUGCGCCGGCAAAAACUUUCACAUGGUCAAAUUGCAGAGGCAAAAGCAAACAAAGCAGGCAGCAUGAAUUUUUCGUUUGGUUUUAAAGCUGGUAGGGGACGAGGUAGGAGGCGAGGAACUUCAAAGAGCUUUGAUGUGGAAACUGACCAGUCUUCAACAGAUAAUUCUGUUCCUGAAAGUGAAUUAAGUGGAUCUGAAGGUGACCCAUCCUGGCCAGUUCCAGUACAGAAAAGAAGAGGCCGUGCAAUUGCAAGGGGUCGUGGAAUUGCUCCCUUAAAGCGGAAAUACAUGAGAAUGAAGCUUGUAGGAACAUCAUCUGAGCAAUAUGUCACAAAAUCAAGGAGAGGAUCUGAAAUUUCUGAUGAUACACCAAAAGAAGAUAAAUUGUUGGGAAUCAAAAAGAAAAAAAUUGAAUCAGAUUUGAAAGAAGAAGAAAAUGUAAGUUCUGAAAGGGAUGGUUCCUCAGAGAGGAAAAAGGUGGGAAGAAAGAGAAAGAUUGAUUGUGUUACAGACCCAGCAACAGGGGGCUUGGAGAAACAGAGAAAAGUGGCCAGUGAAACUGGUAUUCUGACAGAGGAGACUAUCAACAAUAGUCUGCUAGCUCUGAAGAGGCGACAGGACAACAUUACAGCCUCAGGCACUCGUGUGAAAAGGAAAUAUGUGAAACGAACAAAAAGUCUUACAAUGCCACCAAAGAAAAACAAAAGCCGUUCCAUGUCCAAUAAUUCCUCUUUGCUACUUUCUACCAGUAGUACAAGUAGUACAAUGGAUGAGCAAAGGGAUCUUAAUGAAACUGGACUAUCUUCCACUCAGAGUCCUGAGAAACGCAAACGUGGAAGACCAGCUUCCGUAAAAAAGAACAGUAUAGAUUUAGUAAAAGGACCUUACAAGAAAAAUCUCAAUUUAUUAUCAAAAGGGACUGUUUCUGAACAAAGAACGGCUAUACAUUCUGGUUGUGAUAAAAGUCCAGUGGAAGAAGGUUCUCUAGAUGGGAAGAAGAAGAGAAUGAAUGCCAGUCCAGGGAGAGCAAACUGCCUAUGUGCCACAGAGGAUGAUAAUGGAGAAAAUGUUGAAAAUUCUAGUAACUCGGUGAAGAAACCUACCCUUUUAAAGUCUGCCAGAAUGACAAACUAUGUUAAGAAGUAUAGUCAGAAAUAUUCAAAGUUAGCCAAGGCUAAAUCUCAGGGCAAGGUAAUGGGGAAUGCCAAAGAUCCACAACUGAUUAAGUGUCCACUGUGUGAAUACAAGUCCAAGUCCAUCAAUGGGGUAAGACUUCAUGCCUUCUGGGUACACAAAAUGUGUAAGUACACAUGCACUGAGUGUCCAUACUUCACCCUGAACAGAUUUGAAGGUCUUGCACAUUACAAAGAGGAUCACCCAGGAAAAACAGUGAGUUUAGUGCGCAGUUUCUGUCUGUUAAAAGACCUAGAAGAAGACACUACACCAGGAAUAGAGGGAAAAGUUAUGACCUUGUCACUCCAAGGACAAACAUCACCCUCUAAGCAGCGUGCUCCGGGUAAGGCUGACAUCUAUGAUUACAGUGUGUCUUCAGAAUCUUCACCUUCCAAGUCACCUGGAGCACCAGACAUUACAAGUACAGUGACGACACCUGUCGCUGAAGACAGGGCUAAAGUGUUGAAAGGCCGUUGCCCUAAGUGUUCAUAUGUUUCAACAGUGCGUGGUGUAGGUCAGCAUCUGAUGUUAGCACAUGACACUGUGAACUGGGUUUGUAAAGAAUGCAAGUACAAAUCACACUCAAAAACUCUCACUGUCCAGCAUUUCCGACGUAAUCACAAAGGAAUGCAACCAAAAGUUUACAGAACAGCAGUCUUGGUGAAACCAGACCCAGACCUCAACUUAGAACUCUCCUCACCUAAGGGUUCUUCUACGCCAAAGUCUUCUAAAGGUAGCACUGAAACAGAUUCUGUUCUUUCUGAUCUGUCUCCAACUAUGCCAAAAUUGAAGAAGUUUCCUAAGACAUGGAAAAUGAAACUGGGAUCUAUCAAAGAUCGAGAAAAUCUCCAACAGCUUAUUGCCAAACGUAAGGGGAAGACAGGAAAAGUCAAGGUGUCCGAGACAGUACUUCCAGAAUCAUCCACAUCAUAUACAUUACAUCCAAGAAAAAUGGAGGCACUGAAAGUAGGCUUCAGCUGUGUAUACUGCUUCUAUGCUGCACCGCUACGUCACCAGCUACACCUCCAUUGUUAUGAUAAACACACCAAUCACCCAGCGUGUCUUAUGAAAUUUACCAAGGACACAGUAUUUGAUUUUUUAGGGGAUUCAGCUCAUGUGAAAAUUACUGACAAAGGAAAACAUUUAAAAUCUGACCCGGAUGUUUGUAAGAAGGAAACAGUUUCAGACAAAGAAUGUGUCCAGAGAAUAAUCAAGUGGAAUAAUGACCAAGCAACAGAGUCUAAGGGUGGAGUCGGUGUGAAAGGGGAGGUAACUGAAAGGGGAGAUAACUCUUUUGACACUAAGAAUAAAAACCAAGAACUGCCAAUCAAAGAGAAGGGUAUGAAGGAGUGUGGGGUAGUUAAGGAUAUAAAGUCAUUAAAACCUCAUAAAGUUACUCUGUCUCACUCAUCAACUUCCUCAGAGGGUCUGGAAGAAGAUGCUACAAAGACUACUGUAUGUCCUCCUGCUGUUAGGCAGAUGGCACCAAACAAAUUAGGGAUAGGUAAACCAUUUUCCAAUCCACUGACUCCUCUUGUGACUAGUCUUGGGGCAGGACAGGUCAGGCUGCAUGACACAUUCCAUUCCAGUCUUGACGACCUUGACACUAUUCUGUCCAACUUUGGUGUCCGAACCUUGAACAUGGAUAUGCUUACAAGGAAACAGUUCACUGAGUUCAUUCACAGAUUUGGCAAUAGUCUUCAGCAAAUGUAAAUACAUUGACAGACAUAUGUAAUAUGUUACAUGUAUUUGAAAUCCUUCAACUGUUGCCAAACUCUUGAAUUUGAAAUAUAUGUUCAUCUUUAAUAGUUAUUGAAAUACAUUGGCAUAGUGAUUGAUAUACAAAUUUUGCAAAACAAAUUACAAUUAGAAUCUCAUCUAAGGGAACAAGUUUGAUUAUUGAUUAUUUGAAUUUCAGUUACAGACCAUGUUAUGGUUGUAGACUAACGUUGAUAAUAAGGAUGUCUCAAAAUGUAAGUUCUUACAUAUUUUUUUUUCUUUUUCUGAGAACUGGUUAUAUGUACAUACCAUAAUUAUGUCAUACAAAAAUCGAAAAAGAAAAAAAUCAUUGUCUUCUUUCGUGAUCACAUCAUUGUGUACUAUCAUGUUGGACACAAUGAUUAUUAUUAUUUGUUGUAUGUUAUAUAGUUGACAUGUUUCAAAUGGUUUAACCAUAGUAUUGUAUACCUCAAAGUUAUUCAUCAGAUCCCAUAUCUCACUGUUUAAUAUCACAUUCUGGUUAAUAUCAUGUUUUCCUGUAACACCAUUUAUUUGUAUGGACAUACAUUUAUUAUACACCAUAUAAAGUGCCAUGAGCUCCCAAUAAUAUCACCUGUAAAUAUUACAUAUACAGCCAAAACCAUUAAGAAUUGGGAAUCUUCCUUGUAAUUCUUGUGCAAAUUCAUUUUUAUGCCUUGGUUCAAUGAUAAAGUAGUAAACCAGUUAGCUUUUCUAUAGGUGCUGCUUCCCAUUUCUAUAGGUGCUGCUUCCCUAAACUUCCUUUCUUAUGUUUUCUCACAUACAAGAAGGAUUAAGUCAAAGUUAUUCACCCAAAAAAAUCUUGAGCUAUCUAUUAAAUAUUGUAAUCACUUUAUAUUACCAUUUCCUUCUCAGGCAAGUACAAAUAACACCAGGAAAAAGUACCUACAUGUACUUUGUCUGUCACUGAAAGAUACCAUAAAAAGUAAAAAAUCAUUUAAACAAACCAUCAAAUAGUCAAAAAGUAUGAUAAGUAAAUGAAAGCAAAAGUUUGUGUAGAGGAAAAAACAAUUUUAAUUAUUUUUCUGAAGGUCAUUAUAACAUAAAAUAUGAGAUAAUAAUUCACUACCUCAGGCCAUGGUUUAGCUCGUUUCUGAGGAUCACUGAAUGCCAGCUUACUUCUUGAAAUGGCAUUUUGUCAUCUAACCAUGACCUCUAAAGAUGUAGUUAGGAUCAGGCUUGAUAAGUUGCUUUUGAAAAUUAUUUGGUAUGUUUGCUCUGAGAAACUAGGUUCUCUACAAGACAUGUUUUUUUUUUCUUUAUUCAUUUCUGUUUUUGUCAGUAUUCAGUUGGUGUCAUGUAAAUUUUCAAAACGGCCCAUUGAAAAUUUCUUUUUAGGAUCAGCUAAAAAUGGUGCCUCUUCAUACUUAACAAUAAGGAAAAGAAUAGUAAUUGUUUAACCUGUGUGAACCAUAUACUUUAAAGGUUGUUAGGUAUUAUCAAGGAUUUCUAUUUUUAGCUGUGGGUAUGAGAUUCAAACAUGCAAAAAGUUGUAUUAAGUUUAAUUAACAAGCUGGAAGAAAAUGCUGUCUCCAUGACUUUCUGUGAAAAAUUCAUGCUUUUUGCUUCAAACAUUUUGUAAAAUUUUGGAACUUUGAACAAUUGAAAAAAUUAACUUGACAGUAUAUGAACUGUAUAUAGCAGUGUUGUGAUGUGAUAUAGUCAAUGUGUCUCCCUGUAAGUUCUCGUGUGUUAUAUAACUGCAUGUACAAGUAGUUCAAUCAUAAUUUAGUUAUUUUGUGUAUAUUUUUUUUCAUGUCAGUAUUUAUUGAAAACCAUUUCUGAUUCAAAUUGUGUGAUUUUUUCAUUUUGUGUAUUUUUUGGUUUUUUUUCUUGAUGGGGUUAUCUUUAAACUUACUUUAAUUUCAAGUGCUUGAUUUUGCUUAAACCAUACAAAUGUAUAUAUCCUUCUCUGCUAUUGCUUGAUUUGGAUAAAUCAGUUAUUUAUUACACUACCACUGUUUUAUUCAGUGGCUACACCAAUGCUAUAUUUCGUUUGCUACAGAUAAUAUCUGAUCUUUUGCAAAAUGUUAGUAAAUAAGUUCACUCACAUACAGAUCAUAUUAUGUCAAUACAGAAAAAGCAGAUAUUGUUACUUCAGGAGUGACGUAAAAACUAUUUUUUCUGCUCUGUUUGCAACAGAAAAAUGAUUUUAUGUGAUAAAACAAAUCAUAAGUACAGUUUCCAUUGCUUUCAAGAUUUAUGUAAAAACUUGUCAAAUAUCAAAUAAUUUUAAGUCUACCUCUGGUAAAUCUUUAAAAGAACGGUUCGUAGACUUGGUUUACAAAGCUCAGAGAUCUGUUGUUAAAAGGUCAAACUACUGUACAUCACUUAGAUUUUCCUAAUACUUUAUUUCACAAUUCUGCCUCUUCAGACAUUUUCAUGAAUAUAUGAUUUCGCGAAUGAAGAUCUAGAAAUCACUUUAAAUUCGUGAAUGAUGGGUUAUUAGAUACAUGGACUUCGAUAUCAGUAACCAAAUCUGCAUGGAUGUCUUUUAAGAAUUAUUUCUGUACAAAUAACCGUGAAGGAUUUGAAUUCAUAAAUGACUAUUCUUGCGUAUUUAUGCGAAAAUAAAUCGCACAUGAAAUUUAAGUGAUAUGCAUUAUCAGAUUUGAAAAAAGGAGCUUUUUUUAUUUAUUUGCAAAAAGAAAAAGAAAAAAAGGAUAGAAAGAAGAAAGAAAGAAUUGCAGGAUGAUGGUAUGGCGAUUUGCCUGACAGCCACUAGGACAAAGGAUGUGGAUAUGGCACACAUAUUGAAUGGAAAUUCAUGGAGAUCCAAUAUAUUUAUAUGUGUAAUUAAGAGGCUAAACUAUAGAAUUGGAAGUUAAGUGGUAUACACUCACUUAUGUUCUGUAUAAAAAACUUUUUAUUUUUAACAUGUGAAACAUGAUCAAAUGAAGAAGUUAAUGGAGAUGUAUAUCACUGUAGAUCAAACAUUACACAGAUAUGAUAUUCCACAGUAAUCUCGUGCCAUAAACAAAACCCUUACUCACAUAGAUAAGUGAAAUAAUGUUUCAAAUGGAUUUUUUCUUUUAACCUCUCUGUUUAAUCCAUUAUUUUUCUUUGCAUAUUUUUUGUUUUUGUUUUUUUUUUUUUGUGUGUAUGUGAUAUAAUUUGUACAUUUAUAUUGAGACAUUUAAUGAUAUUACUGUAACUAAUGAAUGUUGAUUUCAAAAUUCAAAUAUUUCAUUUAUAGUAAUACUUAAAGUCUUUAUAAGUUGAAAAGCCUCAGAUGUUUGAUAGACUUCAUGUUCAAGCUUUCUAAUAUAUUUUCCGUCCUAAUGAUCUUGAAGAGGAAGGGAGAUAACUCUUUGGUGCUAUACAACCUAGCAAUUUCUUGUUGUUAAGCACAUACCAUUCACCAUUACUUCCAAUCUCUGAAAAGGAAUAGAUUUUCUUACUCUCAAUGCCUAUGGCUCAGAAUAAAUGGCCAAAUUCUGUAACUUUGGAUAGGAUAAAUAAGAAUUUUAGGAAAUAUACAUAAACAAGUACACUUAAUGAGAAAUUAUUUUUUAAUUUCUUUUCACUUCAAAAGGCUUUUUCUUCCUGAUUACAAUGACCAAUUCAAAUUGUUCAUGGGAUAAUGAUAUGUUAUCUGAACUAAGACUUAGAUUUGACUGCUGAAAAUUUAAAGAAUUUGAGACAAAUUAACAGCAUGGGACAUAAUAUUUUUGUGCGCAGUUUGACUUCAUUAAUCCAUUUUAUUUCUUUUUGUGUACGUUUUUGUUCCUUAUUGUUAAUGUUAUUAUCAUUUUGCUUCUUAGAAGUAGUGCUGUAUUUAAUACAAAGUGUAAGUAUACAGUGACAUAUGUGUAAAUAGAUACGUAUAUGUCAUCUUUGCUUUUGUAGCAAAGGUGGUCAGUCAAAUCAACAUAAGAAACAGAUGUUGCCAUAUAUAAUUACCCUCAUACAGCUUUGUACUCAUUAUGAAUAUAAUGAGAACACACAAUUAAUGUAAAGGUUGUUAUUUUAAUGGCGUUCUGUUAUUUCAUGCAGUUUUUUAAGGAUGGCAUUCAACAUAAAAAAAUAAUAUAUUUCCUUUGGUGUUUUACACCAUUUGCAAUUUCGUUGGCAUUUUCUUUCUUGGAUAAAUUAUGCCAGUGAAAUCCAGUACUAAUAAAAUCCAUGUCAAUUUUUAUCAGUUUAUCAUUUCAGGGAUAUUUAAAUUCAUGGAUUUAAGAGUAAUGGCAAAUUGAACAAAAACAAAAUCUACAUGAAAUUUGAUUACUUUACCUUCGAGAAAUUUUGUGACUGUAUCGUCUAUGACUCAAAUGAGUGGUUAAAUUGCAAAAAUUUUAAACAGCCAAUAAAAAAAGCAGAUACAUCAUAAGACUGAUGUUGUUAAAUACGGUAUAAAACCAAUAUAUGUAAAUUGUAUUUCGGUUUGUUUCCAUGGUCUUCUCUUGCUGCUGUUUGGUCCAUAAAUUGAACAGUUGAUCAUUUAACAAGCAGCUUUAUUACAGGGCAGUCCACGGGACCACUGCCAAUGAAUCGAAAAGAAAGAAAACAAAAUAUACAUCAUCAUAAAAACUUGCCAUUGAUGAGGAAAAUAUGAGAGUCGGGGAUACAUAUGUUAGGGUGAGAAGGAUCCCUCACUGAUCAGUGAAGUAUUAGAGAGUUAAUGUGUGUGUUAGUGACAUCAUCAGUAUGUAUGUGGGAGACAUAUAUCCUUAAUUAUUGGUGUCCAUAUUAAAAUGUAUUCACUAAAA
Ylistrum balloti is the source of this 10013-nucleotide messenger RNA. RefSeq lists its product as uncharacterized. The record is from RefSeq and is a predicted model, not a curated record. NCBI's taxonomy places the organism in Eukaryota, Metazoa, Mollusca, Bivalvia, Pectinida, Pectinidae. The coding region runs from base 1 to 5259 and encodes 1752 amino acids. The transcript has 2 exons.